GGCAGUGACGGCUCGCAUUCAACACACCUUUUCCAUCUGCUAAGAAGGCCCUGCCAGGCUGGGAGGGAGUCGUGCCUGCUCGCCUCUGGAGGCAGAAGCAGCUAGGACGGUCCACAGGCGGCAUGGCACUGCUUCAAGGGACGCUGCUUGUUCUACUUCUGUCCGGUCUUGGCGGCGGGCAAGACAACACAGCUGUUAUAAAUACAGCUACCCCUAGAGUGGCAUCAUCAAAUCCUGCAACACAAAUAUCUGUAUCAACACCAGACACAACACUAGCUCCUAAUCUUGAAAAAUCAACACUUGGAACAUCUCCUCAAGGAACAACCAACAGCGAAUCAGCAAAAACAACUGUGAUGUCAACAGCUCCUUCAUUGACAACAGUUAAAGGUGAAGGAACCACAAGCAAUGGUGUCACAAAGAAUGAGUCUGUCACUGCAAAUGACACAGUGACAAAUCUUCCACCUAUCAGUGCUGUUUCAACGUUACAAAGUUCCCAACACAAGACUGAGAAUCAGAGUUCAAGCAAGACAACAGAAAUAGUUAACACUUCACAACCACAUGGACCAUUUUCUGAAACCAAUACGUUGCCUUCAGCAGCAAUAACAACUCCAGCAAUCAUCUUACAGUCUCAAGGUACCGAGGAUGGAAAAAAUAUGAGCUCUUCAUCAACUAACCCCUCCUAUUCCAGUGUUAUUUUGCCGGUGGUUAUUGCUCUGAUUGUAGUAACACUCUCAGUGUUUGUUCUGGUGGGUUUGUACCGGAUGUGCUGGAAGUCAGACCCAGGCGCACCAGAAAAUGGAAAUGAUCAACCUCAGUCCGAUAAAGAGAGUGUGAAGCUUCUAACAGUUAAGACAAUUUCUCAUGAGUCUGGUGAGCAUUCCGCACAAGGAAAAGCCAAGAACUGACAGCCCGAUGAAUCCUUCCUCCACCUGGGCAAUAAAUAUGCUUAAUCUUCAGCUUCUGUACUCUGGGGUGAAAAGCUAGAAAAUCGUGAGGAAUCAGUCCUGAUCGCCACUCCUGCUCGCCAGUCUGCAUCACUGGCCUGUCCCAAUAGAAGGAUGUCUAGAUGACAUGCAGUAAUUUGAUAGGAUAAAAAAGAAUCCUGGGCCUCUUCUGCCUACAAGGGCAACAAAAGCUUGUACUUCAUUUUCUAGAAACAUUCCGAGGGGAGUGAGUUUUAGGAGGGGUGUUUGUGAGCCAUGAACCUAACAGCCCAGGCAGGUGUUCUCCCUAAGGGCACACCCUUUCCUGGAGUUGAAGGUUUCCAGGGCUGACAGUUCAUACCCAUGGAGACUUUCUGACUUUCUUGGUGUUCUUACAUUACCUAACAUUUGUAUUUAUUAUUUUCUACUAUGUUAAUGCAGGGAUAAUUUGCAGUUGUAUUAGUAAAUAUUAGAUAGAAGUCAUGCAAUGUUACUUUGUACAUACCAUUAUUUUAUUCAUAUUUUCAUGUGUUACUUUCAAUAAAUACUUGCUGUAUUUGACAUACUAAAAAUAUCAUAAUGUGACUGUGAAAAUGCAUGGUAUUGUCUUCCUACAAUUAUGAAUCAUUUGGGAUUAUAAUUAGAAUAUGAGUACUAACUAAUGACGGGCAUCUGUAAAAGGUGAGAAAGGAACUAAGGAUUUAUCUAUUGGACUCUGUUAGGAGGACAGCAAAUUACUAUUUCUUUGGUCAUUCUAUUUGUAAUUCAAACUGUGUAACAAGGAUGCAAGGGCAUUUGUGACACUCUGUACUGCAUUUAUUAAGAAGAUAACAGGAGCAAAAUUUUUCAUUAAUUCAUUUGAUUUAUACUAUCUCUGUGUAUUUUUAUUUCUUUUAGAAAUGUAAUGAUUUGUUCUAGCCAUCAGUACUGAAUGUCCAAUUUGUAGAAAAGUGACACUUCAUAAAUACAUAAUUAUGAUUUUUUUUCAGUCUAUCACUUUCCUAAAUAUACCAUAUGAUUGCAACUGUUGCUUUAUCAGGGGCAAACUCAUCUUUAAAGGCUGACUAUUCAACCUUGACCACUUCCUAGACAUAAGGAAUCAACACCUCAAGUUGGCUGAGGUUUUGCAGAAAGCUUAGGAACCAACUGAGUGCCAGUGGCAGCUUUUAACUUUUAUGAUUAUGUAAGCUGAGUUCAACACUAUAUUAUCUUAGUAAUCUUAGAGCAGAACAGUAGAGAUGGAAUAGUGUAUUUAAAACUGCCUCUUAAAUGGUCUUUUGUUGCAGUAUAUUUGAAAAACUAUCAGCUUCAGGAGUUAUAUAAUCAUCUUGAUUUUAGCUUCCUGAGGUUUAGACUACUUCUAAUCAAGGACACCAAGUAAGAAGAUCUGUGUUUCUGACAGGUGUCUCUUUGUGUUUCGUCAAGAAGAAUGGGGAAUAGAAAAAAAAAAAAAAAACAAAGGAAAAUAAGACAUAAGAUAAAAGGACAAGUGUCUCUACUCCAUGCACUUUCUCUUUAGGGCUGCUUUGUCCAGGCUUAAUUCUGACUUUUUAGAAAUCCUUGAAGGGGUGACAGUGGCAGGAACAUGCUGAACUGAAUAGUGAGCACUGGUCUUCAGGGGACAAUAGCCCAGCACCCCUAGAAUUCUCAACUGAGCUUCUUGACAAAAGUCUGGUUACACAGAAUGUAUGGCAAAGAAACAACUUCUUCUAAACUUUAAAUGUUUGCUACUGAUAUUAUUGUGGAUUCCAGAAAAAAAAUUUUCUCUACCUGUUAUGAGCAUUGUUAGAAAAGAGUGUACAAGAAGCAGGAAAAGAGAAAGCUUUUUAAUGGUCAUAAAGAAUUCAUCCCAGUUCAAGAAUUCUACAAAAAGAACAUGUCUUACACUAACAACCAAAGCAUAAAUCUUUACAAAGGUCUAAGUGUUAGGAGUAAUGUGGAAUUUAUGGAGAUUUUCAUGGUAUUUUGUAGCAUCAAUCUCAAAGGUAAUGUCUGAAUGUUUAUAUACCAGCUUAAACUUCUGUUGAGACAGGAUAUCUGGUUGUCAAGCCAAAAUUAUCAUUAAUCAGAUGUUCUUUAAGAUUUAGCUGACUUACUUUGUAUGUCUGACUUAUUAUAAGCUUUUUUAUUCUGAUAUAUACUUUAAAUGUCAGUGUGACAAAGGAAACCUGAAUUUAGAUUAAAGAUGAGGAUUUCUA
Messenger RNA from Lepus europaeus (European hare), 3121 nucleotides. RefSeq names its product endomucin (gene EMCN). Bases 123 to 905 code for a protein of 260 amino acids. The transcript is spliced from 12 exons. The record is from RefSeq and is a predicted model, not a curated record. Lineage: Eukaryota; Metazoa; Chordata; Mammalia; Lagomorpha; Leporidae.